Messenger RNA from Didymodactylos carnosus, 1437 nucleotides. The record is from the annotation of a GenBank genome assembly. Lineage: Eukaryota; Metazoa; Rotifera; Eurotatoria; Philodinida; Philodinidae.
AUGGCUGGAUAUGCUCGUUUUCCAAGACCAUUGAUGACGGAUCGUGUUGGGCCAAGAUUUAAUACAGCUCAGCAAGUAUAUCCUCAACGUAAUGGUCAACGAAAUUUUCCUGAAGAUCGUCGAAUGGAUAAUCGACCUGUUUUAACCAAUUCUUCUGUUGGUACACCUGUUAGUUCAACACCUACUUCUCAACCAUCAACACCGACGCAACAAACAUCAAAUAGUAAAAAUCAGUCAACACCACAUGUUAAUCCAACCGAUGUAUCAACAAAAAUAACAACACCUCCAAAAGCAAAUACAACUCUCACAGCCACUGCAAAACCCGAUGUUGUACCUCCAGCAUCGUCGACUUCGAUAACGUUAGAUUCUCAAACUCCGACAAAUUCAACUAAUGAUGAAUUAAAAUCUAAUACAGCAACAACAAACUCCGAACCACAAACUCCCGUGGGAACCAACCAAAAUGCGACUUCUCAAAUACAACAACCGCCAGUGAUGCAUCAUAUUCAUCAACAACAUACACCACUGCCACAGCAACAACAACGAGGCCCAAAACGUCCAAGACCACCAAAUGAAUAUCAACAAACUUCAACUUAUAAUCAAGGUGGUAGUGCAGUGAUAGGAUCUUCUUCAUUUGAACAAGAUGAUAAUAAAACUACAUCUAAUUCUUCUGCACAACAAGUUGGUGAUAAAAAAGCGGUAACAGGUGGUCGCUGUCGACUAUUUAUUGGCAAUGUACCGUCAGAUUUAACACAAAAUGAAUUUCAAGUUUUAUUUGGAAAAUAUGGGGAAUUAGUUGAAUAUUUUGUUAAUCCAUCAAGAGGUUUUGGUUUCAUUAAAUUGAGUUCACGUUCAAUAGCUGAACAAGCUAAACUUGAUUUAGAUGGUUAUAUAUUACGUGGUAAACCAUUGCGUAUUCGUUUUGCCAGUCAAGGUGCCACUGUUAAAGUUAAAAAUUUUUCAAUGUCCGUUUCAAAUGAAUUAUUAAAAGAAGCAUUUGAAAUAUUUGGUCCUGUUGAACGUGCUGUGGUCAUUGUUGAUGAUCGUGGAAAAUCAACAGGCGAAGGAAUUAUUGAAUUUGAAAAAAAACCAUCAGCACAAAAAUGUUUAAAUGAUUGUACUGAACAUUGUUUUUUUUUAACAAGCGAAUUGAAACCAGUUAUUGUUGAACCAUGGGAUACAAAAGAUGAAGAAGAUGGAUUACCCGAAAAAUCAUUGAUUAAAAAUGCAUUGUACAUGAAAGAGCGUGAAUUAAAACCACGUUUUGCCGAUAUAAAUUCAAUAGAGAGUACAAUCGGUUUAAAAUGGAAAGAAUUAGAAUUACAAGAAAAACAAUUGUAUGAAGAAGUUAAAAAACGAAUGCAAUAUGCUACCGAACAGGUACAAAUUGAAAUUGAUCAAAUGUUAUUAGAACAUCAAUCACAAUUAUUAAGAGAAGGU